Drosophila elegans is the source of this 2165-nucleotide messenger RNA. RefSeq names its product gastrin/cholecystokinin type B receptor. Bases 200 to 1798 code for a protein of 532 amino acids. NCBI's taxonomy places the organism in Eukaryota, Metazoa, Arthropoda, Insecta, Diptera, Drosophilidae. Gene Ontology annotation, cellular component: membrane. Gene Ontology annotation, biological process: neuropeptide signaling pathway. The record is from RefSeq and is a predicted model, not a curated record. Gene Ontology annotation, molecular function: neuropeptide receptor activity. The transcript has 3 exons.
GUCAUGAUGGCGUGUGCAACGAGGUGCGCAAUGCGCAUAAUGACGACAGUGGAUAGCCAUCUGAACGAUAAGCGGCCGGCGAUAGUGAGGCAUUAAACCCAUCGGCAGCCGCUGGCCAUAAAUCAGUCGGCAGUCUGUUCGCGGAAGCUUUCAGCUCCGGACCUCUUAACGCGGCAUACUUUCGGGCCAAGAGCUGGAAAUGGCCCUGCUCCACUACACUUUUGACCAGCUCGAGCUGUACUUAGAGUGGGCCUUUGCCCAGCAUGGCGAGGCCACCCCGAGUUCGGCUGCCCAGUUCCCCAAGUAUCCCCCAUAUCCGGGCGUCUUUGUCGCGGAUCUCAGCCAGCUGAACCGCCUCAAGCGGAACUCCUUCUCCGCCGUGGUGGGCACUCUGUUCCUACUGGCCUUUAUCGGCAAUCUGAGCACCCUGUACGUCAACUCCCGCCGGAAGCUGCGACCCUUCUUCCGAGCCUGCCUGAUUUCCCUGGCCUGCAGUGACCUCGUAUCCACUGUCUUCUGCACCGUGUCCUACAUGGCACAGUUCAACGCAGAGUAUCUGCAGCUUUGGACCAUUGGCGGCUUUAUGUGCAAGUUCGUGCCCUUCAUAACCACCACAUCGGUGUUGUCCGGCAGUCUGACCCUGGUGGCCAUCGCCCUGGAUCGCUACCUGGCCGUGAUGCGACCCGUGCUGGGCUUCUGGAGCCCCGACAUCCGCUUCAGCAGCCUGAGCAUGCUGCUCAUUUGGGCCUGUGCGAUCGGGUCAUCUGGUCCGCUGUUGGGGAUCUACGCGUACAAGGUGAUCUUCCUGCUGGACGUGGAGGACUCGUCGGAGGAGAGUGGGGAGCAGGGGAACACCCCAGUGCCGGAGGAACUGAUGGUCACCGAGCUGGAAAUGGCCCAUAUGUGUGUGGCCGGGGACCACGAUGUUGGACUCUACUACGUCAUACUGUUCACCCUGAUUUUUCUGCCCUGCAUAGUGUCCUUUCUCUGGCUGAAUGCCACGAUUGCCAGGCAGCUGUGGCUGCGACGGCACUUCCACCAGGAGCAGCAUGUCCGGGAGCAGGAGCCCAAGGAGGGUCAGUUCAAGUCCAUGGGACAUGUGAAUGGAGACCUCCUGAUGCCCACCACCCUGGUCAGUGCCGUGGGUGUGGACCUGCCAUUUGCGCUGGAGAAGAGCACGCUGCCGCCCAAGACUCCCAUAACUCCUGUGAAUGUAAAGAGGAGCACAGCUACUGCCUUGGCCAGGGAGGCCAGACAUCGGAGGAUGGUAGUGGUGGUGCUCCUCAUGAUGGCCGUCUUCAUCUGCCUGCGACUGCCCGCCUGGGUGUUCCUGAUCAUGCGGCUCUAUGGCUCCUACUCGGAGCCCAUCGACUGGCUGCUGUACUUCAGCUUUGGCAUACUAAACUUGUUUAGUUGUGCAUUGAAUCCGAUUUUUUACACCUUCCUCACCCAAACCAUACGCACAGUGUCGCUGGUGAAGCAGAAAGUUCGCCGUUUCUUUGGCUGUGGCACUGGUGAAGUUCAGAACACCAUGCCCGAGGAUCAAAUGGACAAAAGCAGGUGCUGCUGCGGCUUGCGUCCGCCCACUUUCACCUGGCGAUGCCAUCCAACCCGCCGGGAUGUGCCACCACCCACCAACAAUGUAAUCCGGGAUGUGGAGCAGCCAGAUCAAAUCUCCGGCGAAGUGCAGCCGGAUCCGAGUAGCCUGCGGCGAUUCCUGACCUUCAAGCGGGAAGUGUUCACCAUCUACAAGCAGUGCGAUGACUCGUCGAGUGCGUCAAUCGAGUCCUCCGCCUGAUAGGCCACCGUAUGCUAAUAAAUCACUCGGAUUGUCGGUUUGUCGUUUUGUCGGAUACGGGAGCCAACGGUUAGCAGAACUUGAUUGAUGGAUCCAGCCCCGCAAAAAGCGACUUGUCACGGUGGGUAUAUCACCUAUAGAUACACAUAUGAGCGCACAUAUUAUGUACCUCAUUAAACGUGUAAAAACGAGGAAAAAAGCGAAUGGGUGUUGGCAACUAACUAACCAUUAACACUUAGCAUAAUCAAGAUCAGAGAAGGUCUAAGUUAUUAUCGCAGCAAAAACUGAAGCCCAAUUUGAAACAUUUGAAAAACCAAAAGCAAAGUGGCCACAAUUAAAUUGUGUUUAUGUACAACCAAAUGCACUU